This is a messenger RNA of Linum trigynum, 1296 nucleotides long. The record is from the annotation of a GenBank genome assembly. Lineage: Eukaryota; Viridiplantae; Streptophyta; Magnoliopsida; Malpighiales; Linaceae.
CCGUUGGUCACCGAGAUUACAAAAAACGUUCAUGUUUGGUCACUAGAAAUAUUUAAAUCCAUUUGUGGUACCUAACUUUACAAAAACCGUUCACUUAUGGUCACUCUCCCUUAGCUGUCGUCCAACGCCGUUAAUGGCGUCCGUUAAGUGAUGGCGUGGCUGACGGAUUCGCCUAAUCAUCACUUUUUAACCCGAAAAUAGGCUAACCCGACCCACCACGUCAUUUAACCCCGCCAGCUCAUUUAAACCUAACCAUGGAAGAAGAAACCAUCCCACCACCACCUCCCACUUACACCCUCACUGCCUCCUCAAUCUCCUACUCCAAACAAACCUCCGCCGCCGCCGCCACGUCAUUCCUCUCCUUCCUCAACUCUUCUUCCACCACAACCACCACCACCAUCAUACUCAACCAAGUCACCUUCACCGCCUAUCCCGACCGUGAUCCUCGCCGUCAUCGGCCAUCAGGCGCCGAAAAGUCCACCCUCCUCGACAUACUCGCCGCCCGGACAUCCCCCACCGCCGGCUCCCUCCUCCUCAACUCCACCCCAAUCACCAACUCCUCCUCCUUCCGCAAGCUCUCCGCUUACCUCCCUCAACAUGAUGCCUUCCUCCCCCUCCUCACCGUCGCCGAAACCUUCGCCUUCUCCGCCUGCUUCCUCUCCUCCACCUCCACUUCCUCCAUUGCCGCCGUUCACCGUGACCAUUUGCUUUCGCCCUUUUCAUGCAUUUCAAAGUAGGGUUAGGGUUUUGGUGCGGAAAUUGCAUAUGGGGAUUUGGAGAUUAGGUAUUAUCUUGCUCCUGCAAAAUUAGAUUUGUUCGAAGGGAUGAAGCAAGGGACUCCCUGAACACAAACCUUUUCCACUCGUGGAGAUUAUGUAUUAUCUUGCAAAAUGAGAUUUGUUCGAAGGCGGCACGGGAUGGAGAAGGGGAACGUGCUGAGGGGUUUUAGAAAUUAUGUUUUGUUUAGUGGCGAGUGGGUAGUUUAGUUGGUGGGUCGGGUCUGGUUUGGCUAGAGGGUUGGUUAGGUUUAGAUGAGUUGGCGGAUUUAAAUGACGUGUCGGGUUGGGUCAGCUUAUUUUCGGGUUAAGAAGUGCUGAUUAGGCGAAUCCGUAAGCCACAUCAUCACUUAACGGACGCUAUUAACGGCGUUGGACGGCAGCUAACGGAGAGUGACCAUAAGUGAACGGUUUUUGUAAAGUUAGGUACCACAAAUGGAUUUAAAUAUUUCUAGUGACCAAACAUGAACGUUUUUUGUAAUCAUAGUGACCAACAGUGCAAUUAACCCCCAAAAAUAUC